This is a messenger RNA of Cloeon dipterum, 1341 nucleotides long. RefSeq names its product PR domain zinc finger protein 5-like. Gene Ontology annotation, biological process: regulation of transcription by RNA polymerase II. Gene Ontology annotation, molecular function: DNA-binding transcription activator activity, RNA polymerase II-specific; RNA polymerase II cis-regulatory region sequence-specific DNA binding. The coding region runs from base 1 to 1341 and encodes 446 amino acids. The record is from RefSeq and is a predicted model, not a curated record. NCBI's taxonomy places the organism in Eukaryota, Metazoa, Arthropoda, Insecta, Ephemeroptera, Baetidae. Gene Ontology annotation, cellular component: nucleus. The transcript is spliced from 6 exons.
AUGCAAAUAUUUUAUUUGAAGGGCGGAGCUGCCGUCGUAACUGACGAGAAGCUCGUUUCGGUGAGCAAAUUGCUUCCUGAAAGCCAUCGUGUUGUCCAGGCCAUCGAGGCUGUCCACGCUGGUCGAGGAAAGAAUGUGCCACUUCUUUCGAAGACGCGAUCUGUGGAGGAGGCGAUGGAUCUUCUUUCAACGCCGCAGACGCCGAGUCUUCAUUUUUUGUUCCACUGCUCCAAGUGCAACUCGAAUUUGUCCAAUUCCUUUGAGCUGCUUGAACACGAUCUGCAGAAAUUCUCCUGCAAAAGGUGUCCGCGCAAAUUCUGCACGGCGAAACUGCAGCGGAAGCACCGCGUCGAGCACCAGGAAAAAAUUAUUAUCAGCCACUCCGAGAAUAUGGCAAAGCACUCUUGUCGUCUGUGCGAGGCUCGGUUUAACUCUUCAAUGCAGCUAGCGUUGCACCUGGACCUGCACCGUGGCGCCAGGUACGAGUGCGACGCGUGCAACCGGCACUUCCAGCACAAAAUUCACCUCGCCAGGCACAUUAAACUGAAGCACCUCGCCCUUUACCACUUCAGGUGCAACUUCUGCCAGCUGCAGUUCAGUUCCAGGAUGGAGGUGGUGCAGCAUGUGCAGGAGCACGACGACAGCGACCUGUUGCGCUCUGACGCGCCAAAAUUCGAGCUGGUGACGCCGUACAAAUGCGAAAUCUGCGGCGAGUGCAAGUCCAGUCCCGUCGUGCUGCGAAAACACGCUGAAAAACACGGAAGUCAGGACAAAACCAACGAUCCUGCAAGCAGAAAGUGCCACCUCUGCGACAAACAAUUCAAGACUGAGAAAAACCUACGAACGCACAUUACGAUGGGCCAUCUGCGUGGGGCGCACAUUUUCGUGAGGACUCGUGUGUCCAGCCCGAAAAAACACGCGUGCUCGCAGUGUCCGCGGAGAUUCCGGCGGAUAAGGGAGCUGGCCGACCACCUCAGCUUCUUCCACUCCAACAUUCUGCAGUACUCGUGCAACUUCUGCCAAAAAAGGUUCGGAACCAACGCCGGCAGAAAGGUUCACAUUUACGGCAAGCGUCCGAUGUCGGAAUACCCGUGCGGCGCGUGCGACGCGAAAUUCGAGUCGAAAUGCGAACGAGAUUUGCACCAGACGCAGCAGCACGAGCAGCGCUUCCCGUGUACCAUUUGCGGCGCGUGCUUCGGGCGAAAGUCGCAGCUGCACGGCCACGUCGGCAGGAAACACGCGCACCAGACGGCAAAGAGCUUUUACUGCGACGUCUGCGGCAAUGGAUUCAACAUCGCGACCAAAUUCAAGAAGCAUUCGCUGUCGCAUUUGGGUCAAUAA